AUUUCAUUUCUGAAGCCGCCGCAAUGGCUCGCAGCGAGGCGUCCCUGAAGUCCGACCCUCGCUUCGGGCUGGACUCCCGAUGGAGCUGGGUGACGGCGGGCUUCCUCAGCUGGCUGCUGUGCGGCGCCAUGAUGACGCAGCAGGCGGCGGGCGUCCUCUUCUUCGGCAUCGUCGACACCUACGGCGUCAGCAGGGAAGAGGCCUCCUGGCCGCUCGUCCUCAGUGCCAGCGUCGUCUGCCUCACAGGUCCGGUGAUCGGAUACCUCUGCCAGCGUUUCUCUUGUCGGCCGGUGCUGAUGUUCUUCUCAUUCGCCUCGGCAAUCUCAGUCAGCGCCUGCUACUUCGCGAACAGCGUCCUGUUCCUCACGAUAGUCCUGGGAAUCGUGCACGGAGCUGCUGUGUCCGGUGUGUUCGUCGGUGUCCAAGUGCUGGUGUCGCAGCACUUCGAGAAGCGGCGCGCCACAGCUUGCAGCAUCAUGUUCACCUUGUGUGCCGUCAACAUGUUCUUCUCCGCUCCUUUAGCCGACUUCUUCCGCGUUACUUACGGCAUCAAGGGCGCGUUCUUGCUGCUGGGCGGCCUCGUACUGAAUGCGUUUCCCGCCGCCAUCGCCGUGCAAAACCCGGCCUGGAUGGAACUCGGGGACAAAAAAUCUCCAGCCAGCAAGAAAUGCGAGGGUUUCUCGAAGACUGAGACGUCGGUAGUAGCUCCCCUGCUGACCGCGUACUCCGAGAAAGAACAAGCUGCUUCCGAGGAGGGAAAGAAAACCAUUUUAGAGAGUAUAACCGUGGUGCCUGGACCAAAAGCGUGCGUGGUUCCCAACUACGCGCGGAAUCUCAGGAACUUUUGUUCGCUCCUUCGAUCCACGACCAGCGUGAGAGCGGAAGAAGGGAUUUUGCAGGACAUGGCAGCGCAUGCGAGACGUUUCGGGACGUGGCGAUUUGUUCUGGACGCGCUAUCCUUCUCGGUAAUAAUCUUCGGACUGACGACCUUCUUCAUGUUGUACGUAGACCUCGCCACCGACCGGGGUGUCGUGCCUACUCGCGCGGCUUUUCUCGUGUACGCAUUCGCGGCCGGCGAUCUCGUCUGCAGGGCGCUGAGCGGGGUCGUGAUCGACUCGGGACUGUUGACGCUCGACUCUGUGAUGCUCUUAGGAUACGUUCUUCAAGCCGCCGGCUUCGAGCUGUUCGUGUGGCUCAGGACUUUUCCCACGAUGAUGGCCUGUUCGGCGCUCAUAGGGAUCAGCAACGGGUUCAGGCAUUCGCUGCAGGCGCCGCUGCUCGUCAAGGACUUUGGAAUACAGCACCUGCCCGUGAUGAUGGGCGCGCUGUCUUUCUGCAAUGGCCUGGUGCUCUUGUUCAGGCCGAUGUUAGUAGGCUACUACCGGGACCAGCAGGGAUCUUACGACGGUCUCCUUCACAUUGCGGCCGCCGUGAACUCCGCUCUCUGCCUUCUUGGGCGAUAAGAAUAUUUAGCGAGUGCAGACAAGAGUGGUCACGAUGCGGCCACUCCAAGCAGCGCCAAGUGGAGGUCGGCCUCUCUUGAGUCGGCCGUAGAG
Molecule: messenger RNA, 1556 nt
Organism: Rhipicephalus sanguineus (brown dog tick)
Lineage: Eukaryota; Metazoa; Arthropoda; Arachnida; Ixodida; Ixodidae
Product: monocarboxylate transporter 3
Exons: 4
Coding region: 24-1463 (479 amino acids)
Biological process (GO): transmembrane transport
Molecular function (GO): transmembrane transporter activity
Source: RefSeq, a predicted model, not a curated record